CCAGCUGUUAUCUCUGAGGAAUGAAACAGUAUCAUAGAGCAGAUACUUGCUCAGAAGGAACCCAUUCAGAGACGAGAGCAGGAGAGUUAACUCUGUCUGCCAUGCCCUAAUGAGAGUGGCCCGUACGCAUACAACCAAAAAAUCUGAGGUGCUGAGCCGAGGUGAGAUUGGAAAUAAUGGCAUUCCCCGGAGGGACGUGGCUUCUACUUUGUAUACUGGGAGGAGAAAUGACAAAAAUUACAAGAGGGGGAACAUGUGAGGUGAAUCCGGAACAGAAGUGUGACUUUUUCUGCGACUGUGACGACUGCACAGAUGAACUCCACUGUGGUUACGAUGGUAAAGGGUUUCUGUGUGAUUUCGAGAGGUCAGAUAUGUGUGGCUGGGCAGACCGCUCCAUUGAGGAGCCAUACAGGUGGGAACGGAGACAGACAGAGGCCAGGCUGGCUGACAGCGGCCCGUCCUGCGAUUACACUACCGGAACUGAUGUUGGCUGGUUUAUGGGUGUGACAUCUGUGAGUAGCAACAGCAACCUGACUGCUUUGUUAAGAUCUCCCAUGAUGCAGCAGUCCUCAGCCACAUGCCGUCUGGUGAUCCGCUACUUCAUGUGGGACCCAGACCACCCUGUAUUGAAAGGUGUCCCUCUGUGGGCGUCCAUUUUGGGGCGCGAUGGCCACCAAGCCAUAAUAUGGAGGCCAGAGAGGACCGGCACCCGUGGGUGGAGGGAGGACACAGUGUUCCUCGGCCGAAUUUCCUCCCCCUUCUAUCUCCAACUGCACUCCACUCGGGACCAGGGGCGGCGCGGUGAUGUAGCAGUGGAUCACCUGGAAUUCCGAGAUUGUGCUCUGCCUAGGUCAAGCCCAGGCUGUCUGCAGGGUUGGUUUGAGUGCAGGAGGGGUGGCUGUGUGGAAGAGCGUCAGGUAUGCGACGGAACAGACGACUGUGGUGAUGGUUCGGAUGAGGAUAUGUGCACUACUCCUGAAGGCUACUGGUUUUGUGACUUUGAGGAGAGUCAAUGCGGUUGGGAUCUGAGGACUAUCUCUGCACUUAAGUGGAGAGUUAACAAUCAAGCAAAUAUAUCUUUGUCGGAUCCUCUGAAGGGUCCCGGACGAGACCACUCCUCCAACACAGUGUCAGGAAAUUUCCUCUACGUGACAAAGCCUGACAAUUGGACCACACUAAAAGACGACUGGUCAUCAUUUCACAGUCCUUUGCUGGAACCGACCAAUAGCACACACCACUGCAAGAUGGUGAUGUACACUCACCAGUUUGGUCCACGCUGUGGGGGUCUGUCUGUUCUGGUUGCUGGGGAGCAGAUCUUCCCUGUGUGGGAGCGCGGAGGGUCACUGGGAGACUUGUGGGUACGUGCAGAGGUGGACUUUGUUGUCAACAGCACCUUUCAGAUCUUAUUUGUUGCUGCUAUCCGAGACCAAGAAUAUGGUGGCGUUGCCAUAGACAACAUCAUGCUAUCACCGGGUUGCCAGAAAUCUAAUGGGAAACCCCCAAUCCCGAGCUGGCCAAAACCCCCAGGUCAUCCCUGCACAGAUCAACUUGAGCUGUAUUGUAACUUUCAUGCAGACUGUUCAGAAGCAGAAGAUGAGGCACAAUGCGGUGAUUUCUCCUAUGGCAAAGGAAGCUCGGGAUGGACAGACACCAGUAUUGGCAGUCAGGGCUGGAUGUUGACAACCACUGGCACUGAUACAACAGAGAGCUACCUGGGUGUAGUGUCUGCCCCUGGUCAGCAGCUGAGUGAGGCCCAGAUGAGGACUCCCCUGCUGGGGCCCUCUGGCCCUGCCUGCUCCCUCUCCUUCUCCUACCAGCUCACUGGCAAAAACACACACAUUGGCUCCCUGACUCUCAGUGUGGUGGACAGUGUGCUCGGCCACCAGCCCAAACUGUGGGAAAUUAGUGGGAGAACCUCAGAAUUCUCAGGGGAUUGGCAGACCCACACAGUCUAUGUUGGGGCUCGCUGUAAUCGUUUUCAGCUUGAGUUCUCAGCCCACGCCAACCAGCUGAGCAAUCAGUCUCAGAUUGCAGUGAAAGAUGUCCACUUCAUCACGUGCCAUGCUGACUACAUCCCCUCCACUCCAACAGGGCUGCGGUGUAAUUUCGAGGAGGAUCUGUGUAGCUGGUACCAGGAUCAGUCUGACAACUAUGACUGGGCAUGGGAGACCGGGAUGGACCACACCAUUUCUGUUGGCUCUAGUAUGGUGGUAAAAAUGUGGUCAACAUCUCUGCGAGGACUAAGUGGUCGGCUGGUAUCUUUCCCUCAGACUGCCACAACAGAAAAACACUGCUUGUCCUUCUUCUACAAGCUCUAUGGCCCCCACACAGGAGGUCUGAGCGUAAAGUUACUCCACUCAGAUCGUACAGAAGAUUUGCUUUGGACGCGAUCAGGGGCCCAUGGCAACAGGUGGCAUGAGGGCUUCUGCCUGGUGUCAUCCCCCCUCAAUUCCUACCAGUUGGUUUUUGAAGCACAGCGCUCUGCCUUCAAUGGGCUGGUGGCCAUUGAUGACAUCUCAUAUGUACCGGGCCUCUGCUCACUGCACAACAUGUGCCCGUUCGAGGGCCAGGACUGUGGCUACAGUAGCAGUGGAGUUGUGCCUUGGGUGCGUCAGCGAGCUGGGGCCGGCAAUGGCCCCAAGACAGACCACACCCUGGAAACCGAUAAUGGUUUCUACAUGGUGGUAAACACAGGAGCUGAUGUUCUCCCUCCAGGAGACGUGAGCAUCCUUACCUCACCACCGCACAUGGGCACCACACGGAUGCAGUGUGUGCACUUCUGGUACCACAGCCAAGGGAAGCACUCUGGUUCAUUAAGUGUGUAUGUAAAGCAUGGGUCUGAGACGAGGGAGAAAGUCUUUGGCAGUGAUGACAUCAGCCAAGGAGACGUGUGGCGUCAUGGUAACGCCAACAUCAGCAGCCAAGGCAACUUUCAGGUAGAGUUUGAGGUAUCAGGAACAGGGGGAGAUGGAACCUUCAUUGCCAUUGAUGAUGUUGCAUUCUCGGAGCACAGCUGUUCUGCUAAGGGUGCUGUGUGUGAUCUAGAGAGGGGCCUUUGUGGCUGGUCUAACACUCAGAGCUCCACUCGGGAUCAGCUAGAUUGGGAGGUCACCUCUGCCUCGCUCGAGUCUCGCCUUCCAACCCCACCAGAGGACCACACACUCAAGACUGACAAAGGUCAUUUUCUGUUCCUACCCAGUACACCUCGGACACCAGCGGGCACCAAGGCUGUGCUGUCCAGCCCUCACCUGCCCGCCUCCCAUGUGUCCUGUCUCCGCUUCUGGGUCUACAAACAUGGCAGCUUCGGCAAACUCCGGGUGUUGCGUUCAGCUCUCCAGUUAGAACACGAGAUGUUCAUCACAGAGGAGGGAGAGAGCUCUGACUGGACGAGACUAGACAUAAACAUCACCUCUCAAGAGGAGUUCCAGAUAUUAUUUGAAGGCAGUACUGGGAAGGAGGGUGUGUUGGCCCUGGAUGACAUUGAGUUCAGAGAGGGUGUGUCCUGCUCUGAGUUCAUCACACCACCCCCCACUGUCCCACCCACAAGCGAUGCAGCAGGUAUUGCAGUGUCCAUCACUCUUACUGUGAUCCUGCUGGGGGCAUUUGUGGGCAUCUUGUUCUUCUACCUGCGGCUGCGUCAGAAGAUCAAGGCUAGCUUGUAUGACAACUUUGUGGAUGAGUUCAGUAAUUCCAAUGAAAUCAGCAAUGAGCCAGACUCGAGGGAUCGUGAAUCUACCUCCCAAAGCCACGAACACAGGUCUGACCAACCAGCAUAAACAACCCAAGAUUUCAUCUCCACUUUGUGUAUGGACGCCUGUGCUCCUGUUGCCAGAAUCCCUUGCAACAACAGACCUCUGAAAGAGUUGGACUCCCCUGACACAUUUUUGUAUUUUUCUCCAGAUCAUGCCAGUCAAAAUAGUUCAAUGUGACCAACCAAACUUCCUUCUGGUGCUUGACAGAGCUGGAAGUUGAUCUAUUAACCACAGCCCUCUCACAAAAUAUUCUUUGAAGCAUUUUCGAUCACACUUUACUGCCAGAUGCUCAGAUGAUGAAUAGGCUACUACACUCGGCUGUUGAAACUUUGCAAAUUCUUGCAUAGUCACAGUUGGACUUGGGAUUUCGUUUUAUUCGAACUUGCAGGGUAGUGAAACUCCUUCCCUUGGCAGCUGUCAGGCCAAGGUCAGGGGAUGGGCAGGUAGAGUUGUGAUGCCAAUAGCAACAGCAAUAGCAAGGAUUUGUACAGCACAUUGUCAUACAUGACUUUCAUUAAAUGUGCUCAAGAGAAAAGAAAGUGAAGAGAAAAGAAAAAAAAUAUAUUGUAAAGAGUAGAAAGUAUUAUAGAAAGUAGAUAACUAUGACAUGAAGCAGGUGAAAAUAUAUAUUUUUAGUUUCAUUAACAUGAGACUGUUGGGGCAGUUCUAAUUUGGAUAGGAAGCGGUCUCAGCAUGUAGCAGCAUAAUGGCUGAACGGCAUAUCACGGCACCCUUGGCACAACCAGUAGAGGACACUCAGAAGACCCAAGACAUCUUUUAGGAUGACAUUGCUCUAGCAUAUCUACAAUAUAUUUCUAUUAGGGCCUAGGCCAUUUAGUGACUUAUAACUGUCAGAAGAAUUUUAAACUCAUUUCCAAAUCUCACUGGUAGCCAGUGUAAUGGCCUAAGUACUGGAGUACUGGAUUAUCGCUUGUCUUUAUUUUGUUUAGAAUUCUAGCAUCACCAUUUUCCAUUGAUUGCGUGUCUGACUUUUGGGGACGACCUACUAUAAGUAGAUUAUUGCAAUAAAAUCAGUCUUGAAAAUGAGAUGGUCACCUACCGUGCCACAAUGACAAUGGUUUUCAUCUGUGAACUAAUAGGCUUGGUGUUGCACAAUAAAU
Engraulis encrasicolus (European anchovy) is the source of this 4873-nucleotide messenger RNA. RefSeq names its product MAM domain containing 4 (gene mamdc4). Gene Ontology annotation, cellular component: membrane. Gene Ontology annotation, molecular function: protein binding. The record is from RefSeq and is a predicted model, not a curated record. NCBI's taxonomy places the organism in Eukaryota, Metazoa, Chordata, Actinopteri, Clupeiformes, Engraulidae. The transcript is spliced from 29 exons. The coding region runs from base 177 to 3776 and encodes 1199 amino acids.